This is a messenger RNA of Misgurnus anguillicaudatus (oriental weatherfish), 2029 nucleotides long. It is a transcript of the gene shtn2, whose product is annotated as shootin 2. Gene Ontology annotation, cellular component: cytoplasm; axonal growth cone; cell leading edge. The record is from RefSeq and is a predicted model, not a curated record. Gene Ontology annotation, biological process: positive regulation of neuron migration; neuron projection morphogenesis. Lineage: Eukaryota; Metazoa; Chordata; Actinopteri; Cypriniformes; Cobitidae.
GUAAUAAAAAGUUUCAGUUCUACAUACUGCCAAAGAAAGUUCAGCAGAAACAGAAACAAACAGCAGCACUUUACAAGAUCGGAUAUUGUGCAUUUUUGACUUUCUGAGUUGUAGAAACAAUGUGGAAUCUUGGGUCAGAUUCAAAAAUUUCAGAUUCGGAGGAGGACAGUGCCUCUGAGGAUGAAAGAGACAUUCAGUGUGAGAUUUUGGAGAAGGAGAGAAAUGAGGCAAAUGAAAAGCUGUCAGUGAUGGAGAAGGCGUCUUCUCAACUGCUCAAGGAAUUGGAUAUGUUGGAGGUGCAGUUUGAGAUUGAACGUUCCUGCAGGGAGACGGCAGAGGCCUUAGCACUAAAGGUUACAAAGGAUUACAAGGUAUUAAAGAGAAAAAGCCAAGCCAUUCUUCCACUGAUUCAGGAGAUGCCAGAAAACCUCUCUGUCCUGAACCUUGACCUUAAGUUUGAAACCGACUCUGAGGAGGACCCAGUUGAAGAGAGUGCUGAUGAUCCACUACUAAUAAGUCAAAAUCAAAUAAAAGAGUUGCAGUCAUCAAUGGACCGGUUACUUGGGGAGAAAAUUCAACUCUGUGAGCAGGUGGAACAACUUAAGAAAGAAAAUGAAGAUCUGAAGGAAAAGCUGGGGCUGGAGGUUGGGGAGAAGGAGGCCAUUCUUAGGAAACUCAGCAAGCAAAGCAGAACUGUGAACAAAAUGAAAAGAGUGUCCCAGCUUGUUACAGAAGAGUUUGCAGAUAUGUCCCAAAAGCUUGAAAUGGAGCAAGGACUCCGUCAACAUGCUGAAGUUUUUGCACACCAGAUGCUUGUGAAACAGAAGGAAACCCAAAAACAGACUGCGACCCUCAUACAGAAUGCAGAGACUGAGAAACAACUACAAGAAGCUCUGAAUCAAAUCACUGAUAUUGGCAAAGUACUGGAAGAGAUACGACUCUGUUUCCAAACCCAGGUGAAACAAUCCCAGACAGCAACUGAGGAGCUCAGCACUUUAUCAGAUCUGGCAGCUGUAAGAACAAAGUUGGUGAUCAGUGAGAAAGAAAGAAGCAAGUUGGAAACACAGCUGCAAGACUCACAGCAAUCUUUAACUGCACUUCAAGCGGAAAUCAUACAGCUCCAGGAUAAACUGAGAAAGCUGGAGGAACUUCCUUCCGUUAUAUCUGACCAAUCAAAAGAGGAAAACGAAAAUCCAACUAGUCCAACAUCCCCACAGCUUCCUCCUCCACCACCACCCCCUCCUCCACCACCACCUCCUCCUCCUCCAUCUUCAACAGUCACAGACCCAUUAAAGGCCUUGAGGAACAAAAAGAAGGUUGGAGGCACCACCGAACCUGCAAAAAAGAUAGAUGAUAUGAAGUCCAGAGCUGUGGAUGAGAUGAUGGAAAGAAUCAAGAAGGGAAUUGUACUUAAACCUAUUCUUAAACCACCACAGGCUGGAGUAGAGGAGGAAAAUGCAUGGAAGGAACAAAGAGCUGAGAACCGGAAAUCAGCUGUAUUAGAAUUACAGGGGAUGCUGGAUUCCAUGAAGAGGUCUGGCCCUCGAAGAGGCGAAUCUAAAAAACGCUUCAGCCGGAACGUCGGGGAGGCAGAGCUUCAGAUGGUGCUCCAGAGAAGGAGGCGGGCCAUAGCGGAUGACAAAGGGACUCCAUCUGAUUCACCAAAACCCAAAGAUUCACCUGCAGUGAACUCUUCACCUUGGGCGGGGGAGAGUAAAAGCGCCCCAGUCCUCAGGAGACUUCAGCAGAACCGCGAGAAGAGAGCCUCUCGCAUAAAGGCCUCUGAGUCGAUUAUAUGGGAAGAUAAGUAAGGUUUAGGGGUCUUUUAGUUUGAACUUCUACAUUUUUGAGAAUCGUGAUGUUGAAGUUCGACUUAGACACAUAUUUCCUUUUAACAGAUGCCAGAAUUUGUUUAAAGUAAAUGUCACAAGGCUGCAUAAAGCUUUAGCCCUGUUAACUUCUAAUAAAGAAGCCAAGGACCCAUGGAUUCGAAAUUGAUUUAUGAAUGCAAUAAAAGACAUUCUUUCUU